UUAUAAUGUCCGUCAAAGUGGCAGUCAGAGUAAGGCCUUACAAUUCUCGUGAACUUGAAUUGAAUUGUUCAUUAUGUGUGGCUAUGAAUGGUCCAACAACAAUAUUGUUAGGUAAGUAAUAUAAGUUAAACAAAAGAUCUCGAGGAUGCUAAGAAAAAUAGAGAUUUUGCUUUUGAUUAUUCUUUUUGGUCACAUGAUUCAUUUGAGAAUGAUGAAAACGGUUACAGUAGAGCAAUUCCAGGUAGCAAAUAUGCAGAUUAGCAAAUGGUAUUCGACACAGUUGGUUAAGAAAUUUUAAAUAAUGCUUGGUAAGGUUAUCAUUGUUGCUUAUUUGCCUAUGGUUAAACAGGAGUAAGAAUGAAUAAUAAUAAUUAAGGCUGGUAAAUCAUAUUCAAUGGUUGGAUAUGGAGCGAAUAAAGGUAUCGUACCAAUAUCAUGUGAAGAGAUUUUUAAGCGAAUAAAAAAGAACCCAGAUUCUCAAUUAAGUAUAUUGAUAGAUGAUAUAAUGAUUAGCUUAUGAAGUAUAAGUGAGUAUGCUUGAAAUAUACAAUGAAAAGGUAUAAGAUCUACUUGUACCUGUUCCUAAGAGACCAACAGGAGGUUUAAAAGUUAGAGAACAUAAAGUAUAUGGAGUGUAUGUAGAAGGAUUAACAAAAUAUCCAGUUGAUUCAUAUGAAGCAAUAGAGGCAAAGAUGGAUGAGGGAAGUAAGCAUAGAACAGUUGCAGCAACUUAAAUGAAUGCAUCGUAGAUUAUUCUAUAUUAUUGAUUAGUUCUUCAAGAGCACAUACAAUUAUUUAGAUAGAGUUUAAGGAGAUAAAGAAUGUAGAUGGAAGAAAAUCAGAGAAGUUAUCAGUUAUUAAUUUGGUUGAUCUUGCAGGUUCAGAGAAAGUAGGAAAGACAGGAGCAUAAGGUGAUCGUUUAAAGGAAGGUAAGGUUUAAUAAUAUUGUUAAUUAUAGCUGGUAAUAUAAAUAAAUCAUUGUCUGUGUUGGGAUAGGUUAUAGCAGCAUUGGCAGAUAAGGCAAUGGGUAAAGGAAAGAAUGCAGUAGUUCCAUAUAGAGAUUCAUAGUUAACUAGAAUAUUAUAAAAUGCUUUAGGAGGUAAUUCAAAGACAUUGAUGAUUUGUGCUGUUAGUCCUGCUACUGAUAAUUAUGAAGAAACUUUGAGUACAUUAAGAUAUGCAGAUUAAGCAAAAAAGAUUAAGAAUUGCGCUGUUGUUAAUGAAAGUGAUGUCGAUAAGAAAUUAAGGGAAUAAUAAGAGGAAAUUCACUCUUUGAAAUAAUAAUUAAUGAUGUUGUAAUAACAAUUAAAAGGUGGAGUCAUUAAUCCUGAAAUGUUAAAAUAAUUGUCUUAGAUUUAAGAUGAUAUUGAAACUAAUGAGACUAUCAUGUAAGAGAAUUAAGAGUCAUUUCAAUCUAAAUUAGAAAAGUAAAAAUAGAAAGAUGAAGAAGAAGAUGAUGAAGAUUUAUAAAAUGAAGGAAUUAAGGAACAUCCACAUUUGGUUAAUUUAAAUGAAGAUCCAUUAUUAAAUAGAAAGAUAUUGAAAUCUUUAAAUUAAGAGGAAACACAUGUAGGAAGACCUAAUGGAAAUCCAACUCCAUAAAUUGUUGUUAAUGCAAUGUGUGUUUAACCUAAUCAUGCUGUUAUAACAAAUAAAGAUGGAGUUGUUUAAAUAAAACCAUUUACAAAAGAAUGCGGUGAUUUUAUUUUUGUUAAUGGUUCACCAAUUACAGGUCCUACUUUAUUACAUCAUAAUGAUAGAAUUAUCUUUGGAACUACAACUACAUUUUUAGUUUAAAUUCCAGGAUCUGAAUAAAUAGAAUAAGGACCUGAAAUUGAUUGGGAAUUAGCAUAACAGGAAAUGCAAAAAAAGGAAGAAGAAAAAAGAUAAGAACUAUAAAAAUAAGCAGAGAAAUAAGUACAUGAAGAAAUGCAAAGAAAAAAAUAAGAAUUAGAAGAAUAGAGAAAAGAAGAAUAAAGAUUAUAUGAAGAAUAGAUGAAAAAAUAAUAAGAGGAUUUUGAUAGGAAAAUGAAGGCUUUAGAAGAAUAAAAUAAAGAUAUGUUGAAUAGAGCAUUAAUGGCUGAGGAGGAAAGAAAAUUAAUAGAAGAAAGAAAGAAAUUAGAAGAAGAAACAUUACAAAAAUAAUUGUAAAGAGAAAAAGCUAGAAAAUAAUAUGAAGAUGAAGAAACUAUGAAGAAAUAUAGAAUUAAAGAAAAGAAUUUUAUAGAGAAUAAAUUAUAAAAGUAUUUACCAAAGGUAUUGGAAGUCAAUUUGAUUGCAAAAGAACUUAAACGAAAUGUUACUUUAGAAGCUAGAUUAAAAUAUGUAUAUGCUGAUGAUUAAGAAUACUCUUAAUUUACAGAGGAGAAUGCAUAGAAAGGAUAAAUUCAAAUCUAGGUUAAUAAUAAAGAAGAAGGAUAAAUUUAUUAUUGGGAUUUACAUAAAUUUUCUAAUAGAUACUAUAUAAUAAAAGAUUUAUUAGAAAGGUAUUUCGAAUCUAAUCAAUUAUUAUCAUUACCAAAAGAUUAAGAUCCUUUUUGGGAUCCUCCUGAAGCAAGAGUUAUUGGUUCUGGAUUUCUUAAAUUAUAAGCUUUAGCUUAUUUGAUGGAUAAUCCUUGUGAUUUGACUCUAGUAGGAGAACAUUUCUAAUGUGGAACUCUAAAAGUUAAUUUGAUUCCUACAGAUGAAACAGGACAAAGAAAUUUAUCAGAAGAUAUUGAAGAUGGCAUUGAACCACCUGUUGAAGAUCCAUCUGAAUUAGUUGGUAGAAGAUUUGAUUUUAGAGUUUCAAUUGAAAGUGCAAGAUUGCCAGAAAAUCUAUGCAAAGAUACUUAUGUUGAAUAUUCAAUACAAGUUGAAGAAAAAAAGAAAGAAUUAUAUAAAACUAAAACUGUAUUGAUUCUAUCUUAUACUUUUAGUUAGCUGGAGCUCAUCCAAAUCCUAUUUAUAAUUAUGAUUAAUAACAUACAUUUGAUUAAUUAACUGAAGUCUAAUUGAACUAUUUAAUUAAUGGAACAGUAAUUAUUUUAUAUAUAAAUUAAGAUAUGUUUUAAAGUUUAUGGAUAUGAUGAAAAUAAGAGUAAAGAUUUGAAAAAAAGAGAAAUUCCAGUUGAAAAUUUAAUUCCUUAAUAAUAGACUACUUAAUAAUCAAAUUAACCUUCUAUUUCAUAAUAACCACAACCCAGUUAAUAAAUUGAACAAGUCAAAAAAUAAGAAGAGCAUAUUGAUAUUCUAACCAAAACAAUUAAUUAAUCAAAAAAUAUUUAACAAUAACAAUUAUAAUCAUAACAAUAAUAAUAACCUAAUAAACCAGUUUAACAAAUUCCUUAAGUGAAACAACCUAUUGAAAGUAUAUAAAUUGAUUAUUAUUAUUUUAGAAUUUACUCCUAACUAACCAACCCCAUAAACCAUUAAUAGAUAAUCAAUAAAAGAAUUUGAAGAUCAUACUUCAGAACAAUAGCAAAUGAAGGCUAAAUUACAAUAAUAAUAAAUGAAUGCUCAAAAACCAAGAAGUUCAUCUUAAGAUAGAACACCUGCCAUGAUGUCUAAAGGAAAACCUGAUCCAAAGAAAGGCUCUAAAAAAGAUGAUGGAUGCAAUAUAUUCUGAUAAAACAUAAAAUCAAUAUUAUUAGUCAGCUUGUCCU
This is a messenger RNA of Paramecium sonneborni, 3644 nucleotides long. NCBI's taxonomy places the organism in Eukaryota, Ciliophora, Oligohymenophorea, Peniculida, Parameciidae. The record is from the annotation of a GenBank genome assembly.